Messenger RNA from Miscanthus lutarioriparius, 3723 nucleotides. The record is from the annotation of a GenBank genome assembly. Lineage: Eukaryota; Viridiplantae; Streptophyta; Magnoliopsida; Poales; Poaceae.
AUGUCCUUGCAGGCAUCGUGUAUUGGGGCCAUGGCAAUAGCGGAUUUGAUUAAGACCACAUUGGGACCAAAGGGAAUGGACAAGAUCCUGCAAUCAACUGGCAGAGGGCGUAAUGUUACUGUUACAAAUGAUGGGGCUACCAUUCUGAAGUCGCUUCACAUUGACAAUCCUGCUGCAAAGGUCCUUGUUGGUAUCCUUUGUCAAUUUGAUUACUGCUUGACGAUAGUGUUGGGUACAGAAUGGCUCUCGAGUGUGCCAGAGAUACUUUGCUACAAAAGACCAUGGACAACAAAGAAAAUACAGCCUUGCACGCUUAUGGCGUCUGGCGCGGGAAAGGAUCUUGGCAGGAAGGAGAAGAGGAAAAGGAUGUCUACAACAGAGGGUGCACUAGGUGAGGGAGAAAAUAGUGAGUCAGCGAAUCUCCUGAAAAGGAAUUCGGAUGAUGUUGGAUGGGAGUAUGGUGUUCUUGUUGAUCCUAACAACAAGGACAAGGUGAAGUGCAAGCUUUGUAAGAAGGAGAUGAGGGGAGGGAUUUAUAGGUUGAAGCAGCAUUUGGCUCAUGAGGGAAAGAAUGUGAAGAAAUGCACGGCUACAACAGUGCAAGCCAUGGAGGCUAAACAGAAGUGCAAGAAAGCACUAGAUGAGGCAAAAAGGAAGAGGGAGGAGAAGACUAUUCGUGAGCUAGAACUUAGAGAGGAAGUUAAUGUAUCUAGGGUUGGAGAGUCAGAUGAAGUCACUUGUGUUGGAAGUUCAGAGCCUCACAAAUUAGGACCCAUGGACAAAUGGACACGUGCUAUUGAUCCUAAAGCUACCAAGACUGAUUCUUUGAAGCAACAGCAGCUGAACAAGGAACUUUGGAAAGAAAGAACACAUGAGGUGCAUAAGUAUAUUGCAAGAUGGGCCUAUACACAUGCAAUACCUUUCAAUGCAUGUGACAAUGAUGAGUUUAAGCAAAUGUGUGAAGCAAUUGGUCAGUUUGGUCCAGGACUUGUACCUCCAUGUCAAGAUUCACUUCGAGAGAGAUUGUUGGAAGAAGAAUAUGAAAGAACCAAGAGUCUGCUGCAGGAACGUGAAGCCGAGAAGUUCAAAAAUGGGUGCUCUAUUAUGACCGAUGCUUGGUCAGAUAGGAAGAGGAGAAGCAUAAUGAAUCUGUGCACCAAUUGUGCUGAUGGAACCUCCUUCAUCAGCUCUAAGGAGAUGUCAUAUGUCUCACAUACCAGUGAGGUCAUCUUUGAUCUUGUGGACAAAGCAAUUGAAGAGAUUGGUCCAGACAAUGUGGUACAAGUAGUGACUGACAAUGCCUCUAACAACAUGGGAGCAAAAAGGCUAUUGGAAGAGAAGAGACCACACAUAUUUUGGACCUCUUGUGCAGCUCACACAAUCAACCUUAUGCUCCAAGGAAUUGGCAACUUGACUCGGUUCAAGAAAGUGGUUGACCAAGCAAAGGCAUUUAACAUAUUUGUCUAUGGCCACACAAGGACAUUGGAGUGCUUGAGAUACUUCACAGAGGGGAAAGAGGUAGUGAGGCCAGGAGUGACUAGGUUUGCUUCAAACUUUCUCACUUUGAGUAGCAUGCAAGAGAAGAAGGACCAGUUAAGGAAGAUGGUGGUUCAUAGUAGGUGGGACUCAUUGAAGGAUGUGAAAUCAAAGAAAGGAAAAGAGGCAACAGCAACUAUAUUGAGUCCAAGCUUUUGGAAGGAUGUGAAGCUAACAUUGACUGUUUUUGAGCCAUUGGUCAAAGUCCUCCGUUUGGUUGAUGGGGAUGUGAGGCCAUCCAUGGGUUUCCUUUAUGGACAACUACUAAAGGCAAAGAGACAGAUCAAAGAGGCCUUUGUAAAUGUUGAGGCUCGGUUCAAGGAUGUAAUAGCUGUUAUUGACAAGAAGAUGAAUGGAAGACUUAAUUCUCCAUUGCAUUUGACAGCCUAUUUGCUGAAUCCUCACUAUAGCUAUAGUGACCUAUCAAUCUUUGAUCAGCCCAAAAUAUCAGAAGGGUUUAUAUCUUGUGUUGAGAAAAUUUUUUAUCAUGAUGAGGACAUGCAGCACAUGGCUGCCAACAUUGAACUAAAGAAGUUUCAGAAUAGAGAAGGACCAUUUAGCAAGAAGCUUGCUAGGAAAUUUAAAAACUUUGAUUACAACCCAGCAUCAUGGUGGAGACUGUAUGGAUAUGAAACACCAGCUUUACAGAAGAUGGCUACAAGGAUCCUAUCUUUGACAUCAAGCUCUUCUGGUUGUGAAAGAAAUUGGAGUGGGUUUGAAGGGAUACACACUAAGAAGAGGAAUAGGCUUACUACAACCCGCCUCAACAAGCUGGUGUAUAUCCAAUUCAACUCCAAGCUGCUUAGUUUUCUCCAAGAGGGUGGGGAUGAUUGUGCAUUAGCUGACUUUAGAGAUGAGGAGGAAGAUGAGAUGGAAGGUACCGGGAUACCUUGGUCUGUCAUUGGAGAGGCAGUGGGAGCAGAUGAACAGCUUGAGCUGCGUAGAAGUGCAAGAGUGAGGGAGCUUUAUGAAGGAGAAGAAUUUGAGUCUGAAGAAGAAGAAUAUGACGAUGAGGAUGAGGCAGGAGCUAGGAACAUGCAAGAAAAUAAGUUCAGAACUGAUCUCAUGAAUAUUGCUAUGACUACUCUUAGUUCAAAAAUACUUUCCCAAGACAAGGAGUACUUUGCUGAACUUGCGGUUGAUGCUGUCUUGAGGCUUAAGGGUAGCACCAACUUGGAAUCUAUUCAAAUUCUGAAGAAACCUGGAGGAUCUCUUAAGGAUUCCUUUUUGGACGAAGGGUUCAUUCUUGACAAGAAAAUUGGCAUUGGGCAGCCAAAGCGCAUUGAGAAUGCCAAUAUUUUGGUUGCAAACACUGCUAUGGACACAGAUAAAGUUAAGAUAUAUGGAGCACGGGUCCGGGUGGAUUCAAUGUCUAAGGUUGCAGAUAUUGAAGCUGCUGAGAAGCACAAAAUGAGAGAGAAAGUCCAAAAGAUCAUAGCUCAUGGAAUCAACUGUUUCGUCAACAGACAGUUAAUCUAUAACUUCCCUGAGGAACUCUUUGCUGACGCUGGCAUACUUGCAAUUGAGCAUGCUGACUUUGAGGGAAUUGAACGGCUAGCUCUUGUUACUGGUGGUGAGAUCGCAUCAACUUUUGAUAACCCAGAGUCUGUUAAGCUUGGUCACUGCAAGGUCAUUGAAGAGAUUAUGAUUGGGGAGGACAGGCUAAUUCAUUUCUCUGGGGUUGCGAUGGGGCAGGCUUGCACCAUUGUCCUAAGGGGGGCUAGUGAGCAUGUACUUGAUGAGGCUGAGAGGUCCUUGCAUGAUGCCUUGUGUGUGCUGUCCCAGACAGUAAAUGAUACCCGUGUGUUGUUUGGAGGCGGAUGGCCUGAGAUGGUGAUGGCCAAAGAAGUAGAUGAACUUGCAAGGAAGACCCCUGGGAAGAAAUCUCAUGCUAUUGAUGCUUUCUCGCGUGCUCUGCAAGCCAUCCCAACAAUCAUAGCUGAUAAUGCUGGUUUGGAUAGCUCUGAGUUGAUCUCUCAGCUCCGAGCUGUGCACCACAAAGAGAACUGCACUGCUGGAAUUGAUGUCAUCACAGGCACCGUUGGGGACAUGCAAAAGCUGGGGAUUCAAGAGUCGUUCAAGGUGAAGCAGGCCAUCCUUCUGUCUGCGACAGAGGCUGCGGAGAUGAUCCUCAAGGUCGAUGAGAUCAUAACCUGUGCCCCGCGCAGAAGAGAGGAUAGGAUGUGA